Messenger RNA from Strongyloides ratti, 504 nucleotides. RefSeq names its product Transthyretin-like family-containing protein. The coding region runs from base 1 to 504 and encodes 167 amino acids. The transcript is spliced from 3 exons. NCBI's taxonomy places the organism in Eukaryota, Metazoa, Nematoda, Chromadorea, Rhabditida, Strongyloididae. Gene Ontology annotation, cellular component: cell surface. The record is from RefSeq and is a predicted model, not a curated record.
AUGUUAUUAAUGAAAUUUUUUACUUUAAUAAUCUUGGUGAUUUCUUUUGCUAUUUCAUCAUUAACAUUAGCUGACCAACCAAAAUUUGCUGAAUCUAUAAUGACUCGUGCAACAUCAAUAAAAGGAGUUCUUUACUGUGGAAAUUCACCAUACCAAAAUGCUCAUGUAUAUCUUAUGAGAGAUGAUUCUGAUGCUCAACCUGAUAUUUUGGACAAAAAAGUUACUGGACCGGAUGGACAUUUUUCUUUGGAAGGACAUACUGGAAAUAGAGAUAGUGAUCAUACCGAUAUUCAUCCAAUGGUAAAAAUUUUCCAUAAAUGUGAUGAACCAGAAAAGAAAAAAGGUUUUCGUUAUUUUAGACAUAAAUUUCCAAGAAAAUAUGUUACACUUGGAAGAGUUUCAAGAAAAACAUACGAUAUUGGAAGAAUUAAUCUUGAAAUAACUUAUCCAAAAGAAACUCGUGUUUAUGAUUUACCUGUUUGGGAACCAAUUAGCAAAGAUUAA